Sphaerulina musiva SO2202 is the source of this 1527-nucleotide messenger RNA. RefSeq lists its product as uncharacterized. The coding region runs from base 90 to 821 and encodes 243 amino acids. Gene Ontology annotation, biological process: methylation. The transcript has 2 exons. The record is from RefSeq and is a predicted model, not a curated record. NCBI's taxonomy places the organism in Eukaryota, Fungi, Ascomycota, Dothideomycetes, Mycosphaerellales, Mycosphaerellaceae. Gene Ontology annotation, molecular function: protein-lysine N-methyltransferase activity; nucleic acid binding.
CACCGACACAAAGACAAAAAGACAUUGGAGAAAGGGGGCCCGGGCCAGCCACAGUCACGGAAUUAUUGCCAAGCACGAGUACGGGCACCAUGGACGACGACGAUAUCCUCGAAUUGCCUGCGGACACUCUCCAGCUACUGGCGCAAUUCCAUGCAGACCGCGAUGCGAAGGCUAAGGAGUUCGAGAAUCUCAAGACGAAGGCGGAGAGCGCGUUCGAAAAUGGCUCUGGCAAGCUUAGUAUGGACCUAUUCGGCGAGGACUGGAAUGCCAGUCAGUUCUGGUACACGGAUCAUACUGCCGAAGUACUUGCACGGCAGCUGUUAGAGGACGCUACAGAAUCCUCUGCGAUUGCGGUAGUGUCUGCACCCAGCGUGUACGUUGCACUGCGGAACAUCCUUGCCGAGCAGGUAACAGCGACCAGGCCAAAGUUGUGCCUCCUAGAGUUCGACCGGCGGUUCGAGGUCGUUGGCUCAGACUUUGAGUUCUACGAUUUCCAGAACCCGCUACGUCUGCCGGCAAGCUUGAAGGGUCAGUUUGAUCGCAUCAUUUGUGAUCCACCAUUUCUGUCUGAGGACUGUCAGACCAAAACUGCUCUGACCGCUCGAUUUCUGGCGAAAACAUGGUCUCCUUCAUCUGAACAGGUACUGCGGUUCAUUUCAUGCACCGGCGAGAGGAUGGAAAGUAACAUUCUUCGGCUAUACCAAACAAUCGGCGUGAAGACGACUACCUUUGAACCAGAGCACAGCAAAGGUCUGAGUAACGAAUUUAGGUGCUACUCCAACUUCGAGUGUGAUGUCUGGAAGUGGCGUGACAUUCAGUGAUAACCAUGUUCAAGCAUGUGCGAUCAAAUCUGUAUCUCUGCGAAUAGUCACACUCUGGUCAGUCGAUCCUGAAGAGUUCACGAUGCAGCCAGGCGCCUUCCACAUCGACGCGCGAUCAGGGUCAGUGCCGGUGCCAGGACCCGAUCUCGCACAAUCACUCUUCGAUGCUCCAGUGUGGGCUGCCUAUCCACAUCUCGCGCAAGCCAAGGACCUGAGGAGGUGCGCCACUUUAAUCAAAAUCCAUGCGAUCGUCUCGCAGCCUAUAUUGUGCGGCACAGCUGGUGCAAACGACCUGCUAUUCCAGGUCUAUUCGCGCGGCGUCGUGUAGGAUGUGCCAUUUGCUGCAAUUUUGACUGGCAAACCUAUGUGGCCCCAUAUGCCAUACCCGCCGACAUGCACGCAAAGACAGGCGCAAUGGAGCAGCGGUGCAUGAAAAGCCGUAGCAACAUGUGAGCGGGCGCCAGCAAAGAGUAUUUGACGCAUAAUUACAAUCAACGUCGUGUAGCGCACGAUAGAUGCAGCAUCAGUCUAGCAUACUGCAUCAGAGCCCUGUACAUCGAUCGGAAGCAAUUUGCCCAGUAAUUACUGUGCCGUUACCCGGAACACGUAAGUCGUGGGAAGAUCGAGUGCUGCAGUCUCUUUUCGUCGCUUCCGAGUGCCUGGAAGCGAAAGUGGAAUAUAUCGGUCCAUGAACACCAGAUUCAUC